CCGGCCCGGGCCUCGGAACGUCGGCGCAGCCUGCUCGCGAGACCGCUUGAAUUCGCGAACCGUUUGGGAGCCCGCUCCGGAUCAGACCGGCUGUAGCCGGCGCCGGGUGGCGGCUCUACUGGCUGGUGGCAGGGAGAAGAUGGACGAGGAGGAAGCAAGCCCUCGGGCCGUUCGCCGGAAAGCACAUCCUCGGUUUCCAUCUUCGGCCUUCAGCUCGAAGCCGGAGCCGUCGGCGUGAACCAGCGGGCGGCUGCUCCAAUCGCCAGGCACGUUCGGCGCGAAGCACAGCCUGUUGUGUGUCCAAACACACACAGCUCCAGGAUUGACUCUCCAUACACGCAACAAAUUCAUGGGCUUGAAGGAUCACUCAGUGACUGAGAACAGCACAGUUCUUAGACUUCUACAUCUCAAUGUGGAAAACACUAACAACCCGCUAAACGUGAUUACAUCUUGGUCAGUAGUGGAUAAAAUAGCAAUGGAUAAAGGAUAUUCCAAUACAGAGCAUUUUAAAGAAUGGGAAGUGCAAGACACAGACAGCUCUGGUUCAGACAGUGAAUUGGAGCAGUUAGGAAUUGCCAUGUUGGAGACCAGUUCUAAUAUGAAACAGUUUUGUCAGUCACCUAGUGUGGAAUCAAAACUACUGAAAUGCAACGAGCUUCUGCAAGACUUUAAAAUUGAUACUGAAACAAAACCAAAGGAUGAUUUACGGAUUACAGAUGAAGACAAAGUUUACAAAACCAAAAUGGAGUUUGCACUGAAACUGGGAUAUUCAGAGGAACAACUGCAGUUGGUCCUGAACAAGUUAGGAACUGAUGCCUUGCCCAAUGAUAUACUAGGUGAACUUGUGAAACUGGGGAACAAAAUUAAUUCUGAUGCCUCCUGUGGCAAAAGUACUCCUGGAACUAUAAAUCUACGAGAUACAGCAUCAACAGAUUCUCAGCGAUCUGAUUCUCCUGUAGAAGAUGUGAUGGAUGAUGGGAAUAAUCUAAAACCUAUAGUAAUUGAUGGCAGUAACGUGGCAAUGAGUCAUGGCAAUAAAGAAGUAUUCUCCUGUCGAGGGAUUAAAUUAGCAGUGGACUGGUUUUUGGAAAGGGCCCAUAAAGAUAUUACUGUGUUUGUACCUGCCUGGAGGAAGGAACAGUCGAGACCUGAUGCCCUCAUCACAGAUCAAGAAAUCCUGCGCAAGUUGGAAAAGGAUAAAAUACUUGUCUUCACGCCAUCUCGUCGGGUGCAAGGGCGGAGAGUUGUUUGUUAUGAUGAUCGCUUCAUCGUGAAACUGGCUUAUGAGUCAGAUGGUAUCAUUGUAUCAAAUGAUAACUACAGGGAUUUGCAGAAUGAGAAGCCAGAAUGGAAAAAAUUCAUUGAUGAGAGAUUACUUAUGUAUUCUUUUGUUAAUGACAAAUUUAUGCCACCAGAUGAUCCCCUGGGUCGCCAUGGACCCAGCUUAGAUAACUUUCUAAGGAAACGACCUGUUGUACCAGAACAUAAGAAGCAGCCUUGUCCAUAUGGAAAAAAGUGCACUUAUGGUCAUAAAUGUAAGUACUAUCAUCCAGAAAGAGGUACACAGCCUCAGCGUUCUGUGGCAGAUGAACUACGUGCUAGUGCUAAGAAUUCAAUAAUGAAAACAAAUGAAGGAUUGGUGAAGAGCAACAGUGUUCCAUCUAACAGUAAAACUGAGGCUACAUUUGAUAUCAGAUGUAUAGCUCCAAAACGACAAUCUGAUCCAAGUAUUCAAACCCCUCUUUAUAAUGCAGUUGAAGAGAAACUUAGCAAUAAAACCAGACUGGAAACCAGGUCUGUGCCCUCUCUCAUUAGUGCAUCCAAUGCUUCAGCUGCAUUAAUCCCAGGUAGUGCCAGAUCAGGUUCUGGCAUGCACUUUGUGACACAAGAACAAGGAAUGCCAUUACAGUUUCCAGCAAUUCUAGUAAAUAGUCCCCAUGGAACACACAUGUCAUAUAAUAACCAACGCCCAAAGUGUGACUCUCCUGUUGAUGGAAGUUAUUAUUCUAUGAUGAAUCCUUAUCCUAAUCUUACUUUACCUGGUACACACAGCCCUGACCAGUUUUCUGUGGAUAAACAAUACAGAUUAAACGAGGUAGGUUCUGAAUGCAGCAGUGAAGGUAGUGUCAGCUGUGGUAGCAGUGAUUCAUAUGCUGGAUAUAAUGAGCAUGCCUACCGAAGUUCUCCUGUUAUAAUGCUUGAGGAAAACCUUAAAUGUCCUCAGCUUCAUAAGCAACAUCAACCCCUUCAUCACGGAUAUCAUGAUGAUUUAACGAGAGUUCCAGCUUACAGUAAAGAAGAGCAAAAGUCAAUGCACAAAGCUGCAGUCCCUUGCAUGACAUCACAUUUGCCACACACAGUGAUUGGAGCUCAGUCCAAUUGUCCAGGUGAAUAUUGUACAGUAUCUCAUAAUGCUCAUCACCCUCAGAAUAUGCAUAUGAGAACAGCAGUAGGAACUGCAAGGGUAGAAAGCUUUCCAGACUUGCAUUUGUAUGAAAAUCAACCAGUGAGACAAAGAAAACCUUGCGUAGAUCAGGAAAUGUAUGCCAAUUGGAAUAGGUUUGGUUAUAGUGUGGACAUUUGCAAUUACCUACAGGGAUUUUCAUUACCUAAUAAUCCCACGCAGCUAUGCUAUGAUCAAUUUACAUUCCAAAGCCUACCUGAGAAAAGGGAACAAACCUGGAGGAUGCCAUGGAGUGGUCUACCAAUUGAGCAUCUGAAUUCACAAAGAUUUCCGGAUGCUCGUGAAAAGGUCUUCACAAAUUUGUGCAACAUAUUUCCAUCUGAACUUGUACGGAUGGUGAUGAAAAGAAAUCCUCACAUGAUCGAUGCUGAAAAACUUGCGGCAGCUAUUCUAGUUGAAAAGUCAAAACUGGGUUAUUGAAUUUAAAUGCAUCAUCUUGGUGUUCUUAUUUCUCAGCCCAAAUGCUGAGGUAGCUUACAUUUGUGAGAUUAUUCAGAAUAAGAUGAUAAAAUACUCUACUUCCUAUACAAAAGGGAAUAUUUUGUGUUUUCAUAACUACCUUUUAGACUUUGUAUUAUUUAAAGCUACAGUUUUCCAUAGGAAAAUAUAAAAUGUGUAUUUUAAAGCACCUUUUAAAUAUUUACUUGUGAUAAAAUUUACUGUUUUAAUCUGAUAUAGCAGUAUUAGUAAGCCUGAGUGUGUUUUUUUUUUCAUCACAGUGCAUUUAGUGGCUUUUGGCACUUUUUCUUCAGCAUUUAACGAAGUAUUAAUGGUAAAGAUAUAUUAGUGCAGGUACCUUUACUACCACUAAUUGAAUAGUGUGAUAAAAACAUCUGUGAUUUCCGAUUAAUGGUAAUUUAAAAGCCAAGUAGAAAUGCUCAUGAUAUAUAUUAUUUCAGGAUGUAAUAAUUGAAGUUGCAAUUAAAAGCAACCUUUUAAAUUUAUUUAAAAAUAUAUUCUAACCUUUUUAAUUAAUGCACUAGGUCUGUGGUGUUAUAAGAAAGCCUAAUUUAUCUUGCCACAUUUUUUUUUACAAAGUGGAAACAAACAGAUUAUCUGUUUAAUUUCAGUAAGUGUUGUUUCUGGUAUUUUUAAUGGAUUUUUGUCUGCUGCAGUGCUAUGGUUGUCAUACAAGAUAUAUUAGCAAUCAGUUCUAUUUUAACUGUUGAGUAUACUGCAACUGCAAGCAAAAUCCAGAAUAAGCAGAAAUGACCUUUCAUUGUUGAUGCAAAUUGUAUCUGUUAUAAAAAUGAAAUCUCUAGUAGUUUUAAAUUUGUACUUGUGUAAAUGAGAUUAGGGAUUAUUUGGGCGGCAUUUUACCAGAUCCUUGAAAAAAAUCAUUGGUUUACAGAAUUAUUCAAUCUUUCCUUUCACUAGUUAGCAAAACUGAGAGUUAGAAGAUAUUGCCAACUGAACAGAAAAAUCCUACAUUUGGUUUUUGUGUGUUUCUCUUCGCAGAUAUUAAACAGAUCUGCUCAGGGUAACACAUACAAACACUGCUCAGUGCUUUUUUUUAAAUACAGCUUAAAUUGAAGCUCAAGUUACAAGGAGUUUAAUCACUUCAUAUUUAUUUUUCUGUUUGUUCUUGUUUCUGUAGUUUCUUGGUUUGAAUUUUCACAGAUCUGAGUCUCAUUUCUUUAUAGUCAGGCUGCAAGCUGUACAAAGGAAAAAUUGCUAUAAAUGUAUGCUUACUUAAUAGAUUCCUAGUUGUUAAAUUCAUUGAUUUCAGGAAAAUAACCAUAGUUUUAGCUUUGCAGCAUGAUCAUCAAUUUUAUUUAAUAUGCAACUGAAUGUAUGCAAAAUAUGCUGAAAGGAAAUAAAAUUGUAAAAAUCUAAUUGCCUGCCAUUAUGAAAGAGGAUCUAGUGCAUUCCCGACGUACAUGACAAAUAAACUCUUCUUGGGUUUCUAGCUGAGUACAAUCGAUGUUUCGAUGACAAACUCUAAGAAGAUGGCAGUUUGUCAUCAAAACUUUGGUUAUAAUCGAUAGCUAUACUCGGCUGGAAGUCCGAGAAGGGUUUAUUAUAUUGAUACUUAUCUGAGGGUGAAUUUUUUUUAAUCAAAACUGAAAAUUCUAUUUCUUAGAACCUACUCAGUACUGCACAAUAUCAAAUUUCUAAUUUUUCGGCACAUUUUUUUUUCAGACUCACUAUUGAAUGACCAAUUCACAUUUUUCUUUUACUUUUUACUCAGUGAGUUUAUGCAUUCCAUGCAAAAUACCGUCUUGCAGCCAGAUCAAAAGAAAAUGAGACUUGCAUAUUUGAAUGGAUAUUUUGUACUUCAAUAUGUCAGUUUAACAAAUGAAUUACAAAAUUUCAGGGAACAUGGUAAAAUGGAUCCUAAAACCACGUCCAACACACCUAAUAGAAUAACCUUUUCACUACUUGUGUGACACUAUGUGUGACAGUAAGUAGAUUUGGGUAAGAAUGCUUUUUUAACAGGGCAUUGUGCUUAUAGACAUAACUGAUACUCUGAACCAUGUUCAGUACAUUUCCAAAAUAAAUUGUAAUAUAAGUAUUUUUUCCUCAUCUGCAGUACAAUGCUGUUGAUUUUUGAAUUGCACGCAUCCCAGUAUCAUUGUAAGGCUUCAAGUUUGUAAUGGUACUAUAAAAUCUAGUGUAUCUAUUGAAAAGUUUAAGGAACUUUGUAUGCCUCUAUCAGUAUUAGAAUUUUGAAAUGAUAUUCAUGAAUAAUUGGAUUAUUUUAUUGUUUUCCAUUUUGUGUCAACUGAUUAAUUUAUCAGACGGUUUUGAGCUACAACAGUA
This is a messenger RNA of Mobula hypostoma (lesser devil ray), 5227 nucleotides long. RefSeq names its product probable ribonuclease ZC3H12C. NCBI's taxonomy places the organism in Eukaryota, Metazoa, Chordata, Chondrichthyes, Myliobatiformes, Myliobatidae. Gene Ontology annotation, molecular function: mRNA binding; metal ion binding; RNA endonuclease activity. The transcript has 6 exons. Bases 350 to 2884 code for a protein of 844 amino acids. Gene Ontology annotation, cellular component: cytoplasmic ribonucleoprotein granule; nucleus. The record is from RefSeq and is a predicted model, not a curated record.